UUUAAAUCACAUUCCUGCACAUGCCCUGUACCUUUUGCGCGACAUCCCCUGCCUCUUCCUCCUCCCCAUCCCCCCAGCCGCAUCUCCGAUCUGAUUCCAGCCGGCACCUCCGCAUCCUCCUCCAGCGACCGCCACUCCCCGAGAGCCUAGGCGGGGGCGCCGCCGCGAAGAUGAUCGGCAGGCAGCUCCUGCUGACCUACCUCUACCUACUGAUCUACGUCUGCCUCUCGUCGGGAGUCAUCCUGUUCAACAAAUGGGUCCUAUCUCCAAAGUACUUCAAAUUUCCCUUUCCUAUUACUCUUACAAUGAUUCACAUGGCAUUUUCUGGAAUCGUGACAUUCUUCCUGGUCCGAGUUUUUAAGGUUGUUGCACCCGUUAAGAUGACUUUCCAUAUAUAUGCCACAUGUGUAAUUCCAAUUAGUGCCUUCUUCGCAUCAAGUCUGUGGUUUGGCAACACGGCAUACUUGUAUAUUUCUGUGGCCUUCAUUCAGAUGCUCAAGGCCUUGAUGCCUGUAGCAACAUUUAUAAUGGCUGUUAUAUGCGGUACCGACAAAUUAAGAUGGGACCUCUUCUUGAACAUGGUGUUGGUCAGUGUUGGUGUUGUAGUUUCAUCAUAUGGCGAGAUUCACUUUAAUGUGAUUGGAACAUUAUACCAAGUAACUGGCAUUUUUGCGGAAGCCCUCAGGCUGGUCCUAACACAGGUCCUUCUCCAAAAGAAGGGCUUAACCCUGAAUCCUAUCACAAGCCUGUAUUACAUAGCCCCUUGCAGUUUCAUCUUCCUGUUUAUUCCAUGGUAUUUGCUGGAAAAGCCAGAAAUGGAUGUGUCUCAAAUUCAGUUCAACUAUUCAAUAUUUUUUCUGAAUGCACUUUCUGCAUUCGCAUUGAAUAUAUCCAUAUUCCUAGUUAUUGGAAGAACUGGAGCUGUUACCAUUCGAGUUGCUGGAGUUCUGAAGGACUGGAUACUUAUUGCCCUCUCAACCAUUAUCUUUCCUGAAUCUAUUAUUACAAGCCUUAACAUAAUUGGAUACGCAGUUGCUCUUUCUGGUGUUGUCCUGUACAAUUAUUUGAAGAUGAAAGAUGGCAAAGCAAACCAGCUUCCAGCAGAUAACACUCCUGAUAGAGCAACAAAGGACAAGAAGGUCUUAAAUAUACACAGGCCUGACAAUUCUAUGGACAACAACGAUGGGACUGUCAUUGGAGGCCUGGCAUCAGAAGCUGCAGUAGUUGAUGAGGAAGCCCCUCUGAUUCCUUCUGCACGCCUCUCCUAUGUUACACGAACCCAAACAGGCAGCUUCAGUAACAGAUGACCAUGCUUUUCCUAUUUUUAUGGGGUUGACCAUCCUAUGUUUUUGUUCCCGGGAGGCUGAAAGAGGUGCAUAAGCUGAUACACACGUGUGAAAAAAGCUGUUUUCAAAAGCUCUGGCGAGUAGUCUUUCAUGCACCUCUUCUCAUACCAUGUGACUUGGAUGUCCCUUUUGCUAGGCAUGGAAUUUUUCGGGAGAUACCUGGGGGUGAAGUAGAGAAGUUGCAGAGGUAGGUCAUAACUUUUGAUUAGUGUUUGGAGAAAUUUGGUAGGCCGUGUGUUGGAUAUACGUUAUUUCUUAACCCAGCAUAUGGAAAUACUGUCAAAUUUUUUUAUUAGUGUUUGGAGAAAUUUGGUAGGUCAUAACUUUUGAUUAGUGUUUAGAGAAGUUUGGUAGGCCGUGUGUUGGAUAUACGUUAUUUUUUAACCCAGCAUAUGGAAAUACUGUCAAACCAUAGGUGUUGUAAAGCACUCUAUAUACUCUAAUUUGAAUUGUAGUUUUGUUUCCUUUUC
Phragmites australis (common reed) is the source of this 1816-nucleotide messenger RNA. Its product is annotated as probable sugar phosphate/phosphate translocator At1g48230. Gene Ontology annotation, molecular function: antiporter activity. Gene Ontology annotation, cellular component: Golgi apparatus; endosome; trans-Golgi network. The transcript is spliced from 9 exons. Lineage: Eukaryota; Viridiplantae; Streptophyta; Magnoliopsida; Poales; Poaceae. The record is from RefSeq and is a predicted model, not a curated record. The coding region runs from base 21 to 1307 and encodes 428 amino acids.